This is a messenger RNA of Megalobrama amblycephala (Wuchang bream), 1673 nucleotides long. RefSeq names its product nipsnap homolog 1 (C. elegans) (gene nipsnap1). Gene Ontology annotation, cellular component: mitochondrion. The record is from RefSeq and is a predicted model, not a curated record. The coding region runs from base 288 to 1124 and encodes 278 amino acids. NCBI's taxonomy places the organism in Eukaryota, Metazoa, Chordata, Actinopteri, Cypriniformes, Xenocyprididae. The transcript is spliced from 10 exons.
CGGUCCCAUUUCAUUAUUAUUAGCCUAUUAUUCGCUUUUAAAAAAACACACAACAACAACAACCUAAAACUAGUUAACAGACAAGUUUAAUUGCAUCAUCGACCAAAUCAACAGAUUAAUCAUCGUGAUUAAUGAGUUUCUAAAAGCGCUGUUUCAUGAAUCAAAGGCGCACAUGGAGCUGAAGUCCAACAGUUCACGCGAGUCAAACAUUAACUCAGGGUAAGAGAGUGUGUCGCAACAACUGCAACUUCAUAUAGACGCCAAUCUAUAAACAACACGCGAGAAUAAUGGCGACAACACGAUCUCUACACAUCCUCAAGAGACAGCAGCAUUUCCUUAACAAGGUGCAAUCAGCAUGGGUGGCCAGAGGUUUUGCAAAUAAAAGUGAUGAAGGCUGGUUGAGUUCCAUGUUUGCACACAAAGUGGAUGCCAGGAAAGAUGCCCACUCCAAUCUGCUCUCCAAGAAAGAAACCAGCAACCUCUACAAGAUCCAAUUUCACAAUGUCAAGCCAGAGUGCAUGGAGACAUACAACAAACUGUCGGAUGAGGUACAGAAAGAACUCCAUCGCGAUGCAGAUUAUCCAUGUGAAGUCGUUGGAAGCUGGAACACCUGGUAUGGUGAUCAGGAUCAAGCAGUGCAUCUCUGGAGAUACUCUGGUGGAUAUCCUGCUCUUAUGGAGUGUUUGCGCAAACUCAAUCUCAAUUCGACGUAUCUUGCAUUUCGAAAAGAAAGGAGCAAAAUGUUGAUCUCCCGACGCAACCAGCUUCUUCUGGAGUUUAGUUUCUGGAACGAGCCUGUGCCCAGAAUUGGUCCCAACAUUUAUGAACUGAGAUCAUAUCAACUACUACCUGGUACUAUGAUCGAAUGGGGAAAUCAUUGGGCUCGAGCAAUCAAAUAUAGACAGGAAAACAAUGAAGCAGUGGGCGGCUUCUUCACACAGAUUGGUGAUUUGUAUGUUGUUCAUCAUUUGUGGGCUUAUAAAGACCUGCAGUCCAGAGAAGAGACCAGAAACGCUGCUUGGUUAAAAGAGGGCUGGGAUGUCAAUGUGCACUAUACAAUGCCUCUUAUCCAAAAGAUGGAAUCGAGAAUUAUGAUUCCAAUGGAACAUUCCCCUCUGCAGUAAAAUCAACAGUGUUUCACCUAUAGACAAUCCAUCUGGAAAUCGAAUUUCAUGAAGAGUUUUGUUCUGACUUGACUCAAACACAUCUGAACCAGACGAUAAAGGUCUUCAGGUCCUCUUGAAGAAGACAGUUGUGUUAGAGUAGAGCGGGACCUAAACUUUGCAAGAAGGCAGAGCAAAAUGCCAGUGUUCAAGCCAUUCUGAGAACUACAAUGACAAACCUCAGUGCCUUUGUAUGAGACUGUUGGAAAUUAAAACAGUAAUCUGAUAAAUAUAUAUAUAAAAUUUAAAAAUUCUAGUCUUGUUUUUGGUCUCAUUGUUUUCUUUUCUGGUGCAUCAUUUGGCCUGUUUGGUGUGUUAGGGUGCUUGAUGAAACUUUCAUCUGAAAUGCUGUUGCCGCCUGUCUACAUAGCUUUACAUCGGCAAUUAAGACGUAUUUGUUAAAUUGAAUGCAUUUAUCAGAAUACUUUAUUUUGUUGUCCUUAAUUUGCGCACAGAUAUUGAGAACUCCAUUUUUAUGUGUAUAAUAAUAAAUGAUUACAUUUCUGCUGA